This is a messenger RNA of Sorghum bicolor (sorghum), 2217 nucleotides long. Its product is annotated as L-type lectin-domain containing receptor kinase IX.1. NCBI's taxonomy places the organism in Eukaryota, Viridiplantae, Streptophyta, Magnoliopsida, Poales, Poaceae. The transcript has 2 exons. Gene Ontology annotation, biological process: protein phosphorylation. Gene Ontology annotation, cellular component: plasma membrane. The record is from RefSeq and is a predicted model, not a curated record. The coding region runs from base 115 to 2217 and encodes 700 amino acids. Gene Ontology annotation, molecular function: protein kinase activity; ATP binding.
GAGAUGCCGAAACCUUUUGUCUUGCACGAAAUGAACAACUAAUGGCGAGCAGAAAAGAUGAUGACCUGACAAGGAAAACAGAGGGCAUGGGCGUCCCCGUCCCCGUCCCCGGCCAUGGCUUCCUGCCUUCUCCUUCUCCUUCUCCUUCUCCGUCUCGCCUUCCUCUUCGUUGCAGCAGCGGGGCAGGAGCAGGACAACAACACCAUGGAUCCGGCUUACGCAUCCUGCUCGACGACGAGCAACUACACGGGCGGCAGCCAAUACAAGAAGAACCUGGACGAGUUCCUUGCCGCGCUCCCCGCGGCGGCCGGCGACAACGGCGGGUUCUACAAGGGCAGCGUCGGUGCGGGGGCCGACGCGGUGUUCGGCCUCGUCAUGUGCUUCGCGGACAGCGGCGCGUCCGAGUGCCUGGACUGCUUCUCCAGGGCGCCGGCGAGGAUCACGGCGGCGUGCCCGGGCAGCCGGAGCGUGAACGCGGUGUACGGCGCGUGCGUGCUCCGGUACUCGGCGGCGCCGAUCCCCGACGCCGCGGACCUCGACUACGAGCCUCCGGUCUCCGUCGCCACGCCUACCACCACCACCACCACCUCGGACGCGGUGCGCGCGGCCUGGGUGCCCCUGAUGCGCAAGCUCGCCGGCGGCGUGGAAACCUCGCCGCUGCGGAUCUCCAACGACAGCACGCCGUACUCCGGGCCGCAGAAGGGCAAGAUGUACGGCCUGGCGCAGUGCACCAGGGACCUCAACGGCAGCGAGUGCAGCAGGUGUGUCUCCAGCUACGCCGACGAGCUGUGGAGCCUGUUCCCCAACAACAUCUCCGGUGUACUCAGGGGGUACAGCUGCUACCUGCGGUACCAGGUGGGCGCAUUCGACGUCACUGUGGCACCGCCGCCGGCAGUUCCAGGGCCGUUUUCCCCCGCAAGGCCUCCGUCUUCGUCCAAGACAGGGGUCGUCGCGGUCGGCAUGUCCGUCAGUUUGGUCUCCGUCCUGGUCACCCUGGGCUUGUCCGCGUUUCUCCUUCUCCGGCGACGGCGGGAAAAGGAUAGGUUUCGUGAGGAAGCGAGGGAUCAAGAGCGGGAACAGUGUGAUUUCUUUGAUGAUGGCGAGCCGGAGAUGGAAGACUACGAGUUCGAGAAAGGGACAGGGCCGAAGCGGUUUCGCUACGGCGAGCUCGCCAUUGCCACGGACAACUUUGCCGAUGACAGGAAGCUCGGGGAAGGAGGAUUUGGAUCGGUGUACAGAGGAUUCUUGAAGGAGAUGAACCUUCACGUCGCCAUCAAGAGGGUGUCCAAGAGCUCCAAGCAGGGGAGGAAAGAGUACGCCACGGAGGUGAGGAUCAUCAGCCGGCUGAGACACCGCAACCUGGUGCAGCUCGUCGGCUGGUGCCGCGGCGGCGGCGGCGGCGGCGGCGACCUCCUCCUCGUGUAUGAGCUCAUGCCCAACGGAAGCCUCGACAAGCAUCUCUACAGUAGUGUCAGCGUCGACGCCGCCGCCGACGGCGACGACACGCUGCUGCCAUGGCCGCGCCGGCACGACGUCGUGCUGGGGCUAGGGUCGGCGCUGCUGUACCUGCACGAGGAGUGGGAGCAGUGCGUGGUGCACAGGGACGUCAAGCCCAGCAACGUGAUGCUGGACGCGUCCUUCCACGCCAGGCUCGGCGACUUCGGUCUCGCAAGGCUCGUCGACCAUGGCCGCGGCUGCUCGCACACGACCAUGGUGGCGGGCACGAUGGGCUACAUGGACCCCGAGUGCGUCAUCACCGGGAGGGCAGACGCCGAGUCCGACGUCUACAGCUUUGGCGUCGUGCUCCUCGAGAUCGCCUGUGGCCGGCGGCCCAUGGUGGUGGCGGCGGCGGCUCGCCGUGGGGAAGAAACCGAGGGCGUGGUGGUCCACAUUGUGCAGUGGGUGUGGGGGUACUACGGCCGGGGCGCCGUCGUCGACGCCGCCGACGCGCGGCUGAAGGGUGAGUUCGACGCCCGGGAGAUGGAGACGGUGAUGGUCGUCGGGCUCUGGUGCGCGCACCCUGACCGGAGCCUGCGACCGUCCAUCAGGCAGGCCGUCAACGUGCUGCGACUGGAGGCGCCUCUGCCAAGCCUGCCGGCGAGGAUGCCGGUGGCGAGCUACAUGCCGCCGCCUGAUGCUUUCUACUACACGUCUUCGGUUACGACAGGUGGCACCGGCACUACUCUGUCCAGCAUGACAUCCGUCCCGAUGAAAUGA